Messenger RNA from Paramisgurnus dabryanus, 4475 nucleotides. The record is from RefSeq and is a predicted model, not a curated record. Lineage: Eukaryota; Metazoa; Chordata; Actinopteri; Cypriniformes; Cobitidae.
AGAAAUCAUCCGGCGCUACAAGUGCAGAUGUUGACAGAGCAAACAGAGUGAAACACAGCAUCUCCGCGUUUAUAACCUAAACUGGACUGUUUCUGGAAAAGGACGCACUCGUUAUUUUAACGUUACUUUCAACAUGGGGAAAGUUGAAGGCGGAAUGAAAUGCGUGAAAUAUCUCCUGUUUUUGUUCAACUUUAUAUUCUGGCUGAUGGGUUCGUUGGUUCUGGCUGUAGGACUCUGGCUAAGACUCGAUACAAAUACUGUCUCUCUGUUGGGGGAAAAUGGACCAGCUACAUUCUUUAUCGGUGUUUAUAUCCUUAUUGGGGCUGGUGGUCUGAUGAUGCUGGUGGGCUUUUUUGGAUGCUGUGGUGCCGUGAGGGAGUCUCAGUGCCUUCUUGGAAUGUUUUUCGCUUGUCUUCUGACCAUCUUUGGAGCAGAAGUUGCAGCCGGGGUGUUUGGCUUUCUAAAUAAAGAUGAGAUCAUUUCAGAAAUAAAAACGUACUAUGACAAAUCUGAAAACAACAACAACACUGCAACCAUCCAGUCGUAUUAUACCAUUUUGAACUGCUGUGGCUCAGCUUCAAAAAGCCCCAGUUCGUGUCAAGGAUUUUCAAACAAGACAAAUAAAUGUGAUUCGGCCAUUGAAGAGUUUUUCAACAGUAAACUCUUCAUCGUGGGAUAUGUAGGAAUUGGAAUCGCUGGAGUCAUGAUUAUCGGCAUGGUUUUCAGUAUGGUUCUAUGCUGUGCAAUCCGUAACAGCAGGGAGGUGAUCUAACACCGUUCUUCUCAUCCUUAAGUGACCUUUCACCUUUGACACUUAACCUUUGCUGGACAUACACCACCAUUUGGGCUAAGUUCAAGAAGUUCCACUCAUUCCACCAUGUAAACUCAGGACAACAAAACUCUUUUCACUUCCAAAAUGUAGCCCCUCUCUCAUUUACUUCAUCACAUCGCUGGACUGUAUUUAUUUAUGCCUGCUGGUUAGGUGCGUAGCUUUUCCAUAAGCAACAAAAAUAAGAUAUCAUUUUAAUACUUUUAAAAUCUUUUUAACAUAAUUUUACAUUAAACAUACAAAUGAAGUGCAUAGCUUUUCCAUAUGCCAUAAUCUGAUCAGGUCUCCCUCGAAACCAAAAGCUUUGCAUGUAAACGCUUGUGUGUUAUUCUUGGCAGUUACUAUGUGGCGUCACAUGUCAGAUAAAAAUAUGAUGUAAUGUGAAGCCAGGGGUUCUGUGGCAUGCCCAUGGCGAGUGGGUUUAAUGAUCUCUUACCCAGAGACACCAACAAAACAGUCUUUUACAUCGCAGAGACAUUCCAAUACAGAAAUCUAAUGGUUUACAUGUGCAAACUUGCAUGUUGAAGAGCUGACGUUUUUAGUAAACUCUUUUUUUGGUUUGGUUUACCUAGAAUUUCUAUUUAAAAGAAACGUAGAACAAAAUGUAGCAAAUUUCCUGUUUAGUGUUGGGACUCAUGCAAAGAUGAUCAGGUUUCUGUUGAGGUUUCUGCAGUUCAUUUGCAAUAUCCAUAAUGGUACAGCCCAGUAUCCUUGGGCUUGUUGAAGCCAAAUCUUCUCAUAUAAUAUACAUGGCAAAUGUUUUGGUGUAGAGUUUCCUGGCUAUUUUACUUGCGUAACUAAAUAAAGACUCUACACUAAAGACACUGUGGUUGCAGACUGGUGAACCUGAAAACUGAAGGACAGUAAAUUAAAUUAAUUAGACAAAAAUAUAAAACUUCAAUCUGAAUCAGUAAAUGUUUGAUUUUUUUAGGGUAGCUGAUAUCAAAUUUCAAGUAGCGAGAGCUGCGUUUUGCAGUGUGACUUGAAAUUAUUGAAAUGAUUAUUUUAAAAUUGUCCAGUUGAUCGCAUAUUAAAGGAGCCGUAGAAUGUAUUUACAUAGGCAUAGAUGAAUAAUACGAGUUCGGACAUAAUGACAUAUCAUGAGACUUAAACACGAAUGUUUCCCUUAUUUUUAUGUAAACCUUGUGUGUGCAAAAGACCGCUGGAAAACCGGCCAAUCUCAACAUAACACAGACUGUGACGUUAAACCCGAGAUGUACGGCCCAACAUUAAAGGUAUAGCGGAAGAAUUUCCCAAAUUUUUUUGGACAUUUAGAAAAAAUACGGUGAGAACGCAAGCUUCAAUGAAUGGCUGGAAUCGUAGCCCACCACACAUAUACACUUGAAAGUGCGCAUGCGCAGAAAGGGAACCUAGGUACAAGCACGGCCUUACGUAAACCUAUCAUCAGAAUGAUUGACAACUGGGAUGACCAAUAGUCUUGAUAAUCCACCCGGAAAAAGAAAAUCUUUCUUUUUAAUCUUUCAUUAAUUUAAUUACAAUAUUUAACAAUGCUAAAAACAAAGUUGUAAUUGCUGAGUUAGCGAUAUACCCUAGUUAAUGCUAUAUGCUAACAUUUAUGCUGAAGUUCUACUAUUGACGUUAAAGUUACGUUUUGCAGGUCCAUACUGAAAAAACACAAACGUACCACUCAUAAACGUCCAUUAACACUCUCCAAAUAAUUUAUUUUUCCUUAAAAUCUGAUAAGACACACACAGAGCUACUAAAUGAGCAGCUCUGAAAAACAGCCAAUCAGAGCAAAGCUGAACAUUAUUAUUCAUGACCCUUUCAAAUAAGGUAAUAAUCAACCAUUUCAUUCUGGGGAUCAAUCCUAGAGUUGUAAAUGGACAUGUAAAACUGUCUCUGAAAAGGUUUGUCACCACUUCUACAUACCUUCAUAUCAGAGAACAUUUUAACAUAUUAUUCAAUGCAUUCUUUGGCACCUUUAAGGUUGAAAGUGUGAUAUUUUCCACCAUUAUUGUGUGGCAAAAUUAGGAUUUCUUUUAAAUGUAAAUAUUGUUAACUUAUUACAGCACCUUAAAUACUGUACAGCAUAAAAACUUUGCUUUAAAGGAGCUCCACAUUGCCACACAUGAGCAGAAAUUGGCUUAGUCCUUAAGUUUUUAUUUCAUGAAACAUACUGUAUAUAUAUAUAUAUAUAUAUAUAUAUAUAUAUAUAUAUAUAUAUAUAUAUAUAUAUAUAUAUAUAUAUAUAUAUAUAUAUAUCUGUGCAAGGUUUAGGACCUGUUUACAUUAGUGCAUUUUUGUUUUAAAAUGGCUUUUUAAAAUCAAAAUGACCCUUUUCAUUCAUGCACUUGUGCAUGUGCUGUAUGCAGCCACAGUGUUAUAACUGCACAGUGGCUUUUAGCUUUUUUGUAUUGAAUUUCAAAACUAAGCCUCUGGCGUGAAUAUAUACUGCAUGUGAUGAAAGCGGACAAGCAGCUAAAAUGGAGUGCUCACAACGAUAUUUUGGUAUAGUGUUUAUAAUCUGUGGCAAUAGCUGGUGUAGUACUAUUUUUAUUUGUAGUACUGGUGUUGCAUUAUUUAGCCUGCAACCUUAGUUAAUGCUUAAAAGAGCGUUUGAACAUUUUCAAGGCUUGCCGUUCCAUCUCCAUGUUGUUUACACGGUCGUUGCGGCUGGCCAUUGUCAUCUUUCGGUAGCAUAAUGGACGAUCCAGGGAAGAAUGUGAAAUGAUCCAUGAGACCCAAUCAGGAAGCGAACGUGGGCACUCACGCUUUUGUUUACAAGUGUCCGGUAAGGUCCAACUUUACUGCAUUUUUAAAUUAAAACAGGGUCUGCAGUUUUCACUUAAAUCUCAGUUUAUGAGCGUGGAAAACUUGCGAGUAAUGUGGAUGCCAGGCGUAACAGUAACAAAAGUAAUGCGCUUUAAAAUGCACUAAUGUAAACGUAUAUGCUUUCUGUAGUUAUAGUUAUCAUAAAGAUUUGUGUGGUUAAUGUGUAUAGAGGCAGAUUUGGUUAGUGUACAGUAUAUAGAUUUUGAUUUUAAUAUUAAAGUGCAAUUUUUUAUUUAUCCUAAAAGACAGCUUAAUAUUUUGUUGAGUUUUUUAUGUUGAAUGUUUUAUAUUAUUAUUAUUAUUUGUAAUUUAUAGAGGGGCAACCGUUAGUUGGUCAGACAUUUCUGCUGGUGCAUCACUGCUGAAGGGCAUUUUAAAGGUUAAUAAACAGUAACACAAGAAAGAGUGUCAGUCAUCUUAAAAGUGUUCACAUUUAAUGUUGCUUCAGAUCUGUGUUGUUCUAAUAGCAACAAACAACUCAGUUCAAUUGUAUUUGUUCAAAAUGUAAAACAACAUGAAGCGUGUAGUGUACUGUAGCUUGGCUUUGUUGUAAACAAUGUUUGUGUGUUAUUCCUGCUAUUUGUGUAAACGAUGUAUAGAUGUUGUGUACUGUAAACACAAAUAACACUGCAGGUGUUGAUGUUGAUGUUCAUAAAUUGUGUGUUAUAUUUAUUUUGAUAAAUGGAGUCAAAACAGCAUCCAGGUUUCUCAGGAACAUUGCUGCAAGAAAAAAAAUAAACUGUCUUGAAAUUUUUUAUUGUUCUGUUUUUGUUGUUUCUUUUUUUUCAGAUUGGCAUUGUUUUGUAUGGCUGUUAAAGUUUAUGCAUGCAAAAAAUUAAAUGAACUCAUUCCC